Molecule: messenger RNA, 2106 nt
Organism: Sphaeramia orbicularis (orbiculate cardinalfish)
Lineage: Eukaryota; Metazoa; Chordata; Actinopteri; Kurtiformes; Apogonidae
Gene: anp32e
Product: acidic (leucine-rich) nuclear phosphoprotein 32 family, member E
Exons: 8
Coding region: 124-852 (242 amino acids)
Biological process (GO): regulation of apoptotic process
Cellular component (GO): nucleus
Molecular function (GO): phosphatase inhibitor activity; histone binding
Source: RefSeq, a predicted model, not a curated record
UGUGCUCUUCUGAUCAGUCGACAAACUGUGGCCGUCAGAGGAAAGCAGCUCCGGCUCUGAUCCGCGGGACUUUCUCAACAGUUUACCGCCGCUUUGUGACCGCACCACGGGAAAAAUCUCAACAUGGACAUGAAGAAGAGGAUCACUUUGGAGCUGCGGAACAGGAACCCGGCGGAGAUUGCAGAGUUGGUGGUGGAUAACUCUCGCUCUGCUGACGGGGAGGUCGAAGGUCUGACGGAUGAGUUCACCGGUCUGGAGGUUCUCAGUAUGGUCAAUGUGGGCCUCAGCUCUUUGGCCAAGUUGCCCUCGCUGCCCAAACUACGCAAGCUGGAGCUGAGUGAUAAUAACCUGUCUGGUUCUCUGGAGACUCUGUCUGAGAAGUGUCCAAAUCUGACCUACUUGAACCUGAGUGGGAACAAGAUCAAAGAGCUGAGCAAUGUGGAGGCUCUGGUGAACCUGAAGAGUCUGCAGAGUCUGGACCUGUUCAAUUGUGAGAUCACAUCUCUGGAGGACUACAGGGAGAGCGUGUUCGAGCUGCUCCCUCAGGUCACUUAUCUGGACGGCUUCGACCAAGAGGACAACGAGGCGCCGGACUCGGAGGCCGACGACGAAGAUGAGGAUGGUGAAGAGGGGGCGGGGCCAACCGGUGACUAUGACGAUGAGGAUGAUGAAGAGGACGAGGACGACGGCUCAGAGGGAGGAGAGGUGGGGCUCGGCUUCCAGGAGGAGGAGGAUGAGGAGGACUAUGGCGAGGAGGAAGAGGAAGAUGAGCAGGCGGGCGUUCAGGGACAGAAGAGGAAGAGAGACGUGGAUGACGAGGGCGAGGAAGAUGAGGACGACGAAGACGACUAGUCCAGCAGCCGACUGCCUGCGUGUCGUCCUGUCCUGUUUCCUGUCUGUCCAACCUCAGCCAGACAACAACAAACAAACAAACAAACAAACAAACAAACAGGGACAAACAAUCCAACACCAACAGGAACAGUGUGAUGUGUUUUUAAUAGAAUAUCACGUCUGUAUUUUAGAGAAUAUUUAAGAAGAUUUUAUCAGAAGCUGAUCCAGGAUCAGGUCUUUGUCUCCUCCUGAAACCCAACUUCCUGCCAGCAGUGAUGUCACUUCCUUCCGGACACAGUCAGCUGUUUGGACUCAUCCUCCUGUGAUGAUGAAGAUGAUGCUUUAAUAACAUCUAGGCCUAAGGCUUUGUUGCACGACACCAGGUUGAGCAUUUCUGCAGUUUCGAGGUUUUAAUCACCGUUCAGAUUUUCAUUAAUCUCAACCAUAUUUAGUGAUCUCGUAAAUGUCGGAAUAGAACGAUAAAAUGUGUCAUAGCCUGAUGCAGUGAAAGUAAAAGGCAAAUUUUUAGGUCUGAGUUGCUGAUGCAUUCCUGUAAAUGUAGUUGGAGGUUUUAGUUCCCGUUUAGUUUUACACGUUUGGAUCAUCACUGUAAUGUUCGUUAAUGUCAGCAGUGAUAUUUAAUGUCAGUAAAGAGCAAUAAAAUGUGUCUCACCUUGAUGUGAUGAACAAAGCAAUGAAUUCUAACAUCUAAUCAGCUGAGGUCUUAGACACCCUUCAGACACCAUUUAUAUGUGUCGUCGCUCAGGCGUUCAUUAACCUCAAAUAAUCACGGUUUUCUAAAACUCUGAGCUUCAGAGCAUCAAAACUGAAAAGCUACAUGAAUAUAAAUAUAAUCGUCUUUGUUAAACUACUUGCCACUAUAACUGGAAUGUCAUGUAACAUUAACAUUAGUUUGCGGUAGAUAUUGACGCCAUUUGUGCUGUCGCUCAGAUAUUCAUGACCCAUCACCAUCAUUUAAUGUUCUCUUAAAUGUCACAAAGUGUCAGUCAAAUGCUUCACAGCAUGAUGCAAUGAACUAAUGGAGAUGAGUUUUAUCAGGCAUAGAAAAGAUGCUGCAACAAAUCCAUCAAAUCAAUCAUGUCUGGAACGUCAACAGCGUCGUCCUACAAUGUUUUUCCAGUUUUGUAAAACACCUGAAAGUCAACAGAGCUUCAGAACAUCUUUGCAUCUAAAGUGGAAAUUUUAAAGUUCACUAAAAUGCACUGGACAAUGAUGUAACAACGAAAACCUAAUAUUUGUAUCAGGGAUGAUGAA